Messenger RNA from Rotaria sordida, 405 nucleotides. NCBI's taxonomy places the organism in Eukaryota, Metazoa, Rotifera, Eurotatoria, Philodinida, Philodinidae. The record is from the annotation of a GenBank genome assembly.
AUGGAGAUCGAGGGUGCAUCAACAACUGAGAGAGCUAGAGUUUUGCAGUGGCCCGACAAUGGCGGCGAUUGGCAAAAGUGGCACGUUCAAUAUUCAGGUCAUGGUCAGUAUCGGCUGCUUGCAGCUCACAGUCGUCAAGCCUUAGAUGCGUACGGAUGGCAGACGAAUAAUGGAGCGCCAUUGAUUCAAGCAGCUUAUCAUGCUGGUGAUAAUCAGUUGUGGAAAAUAAAUGAAGUAGAUGGAGCACCUGGAGUAGUCCAACUGAUCAGUGUUCACUCAUUGAAUCAACCAGGUCCAGCAAAAUUAGUAUCAGUUCCAUCAAGUUCCACCGCAGCAGGUAUACAAUUACACUUGUGGGAAGAAGUGAACAAUGCUGAUCAGAAAUGGAAAAUGAUUCGACUUUGA